This is a messenger RNA of Girardinichthys multiradiatus, 1228 nucleotides long. Its product is annotated as beta-crystallin B3-like. The transcript is spliced from 6 exons. Gene Ontology annotation, biological process: visual perception; lens development in camera-type eye. Bases 16 to 1050 code for a protein of 344 amino acids. NCBI's taxonomy places the organism in Eukaryota, Metazoa, Chordata, Actinopteri, Cyprinodontiformes, Goodeidae. Gene Ontology annotation, molecular function: structural constituent of eye lens. The record is from RefSeq and is a predicted model, not a curated record.
GGCAAAGCUAUUGAGAUGCAGUGUGAUGGACACAAUGGGUGUGACAGACUUGCUGCAUCAACAGGCUUUUUGCUGUUGUGGCCAGAAAUAAACCAUAAAUACCCCCACUGGCAUCCACCGACCGCUCGCCAGGCCUCCACAGCCACACACAUCUUCACACUGAAACAGGCAGGAAGCAGAAAGACAAGACAAAAGGAAAGACGGAGAGCGUGGCUUGUUCGGGGUGUAGAAAAGCACAAGCCAUCCAGAGGAAAUAUGACAGAACAGCAGGGAACCCCAGACCAGCUGCCUGCACAGAAGGGCCAAGGAGGGGCUGGAGCCUCAUAUAAGCUGGUUGUAUUUGAAUUUGAGAACUUUCGUGGAAAAAAGGUGGAGUUGUCUGGUGAGUGUGAAGACAUGUUGAAGAAGACCCAACGAGUCGGCUCGGUCAUUGUGGAGUCUGGACCAUGGGUAGGAUUUGAGUGUCUGGGUUUUGCGGGAGAGCAGUUUGUCCUCGAGAAAGGAGAGUAUCCUCGCUGGAGCACCUGGACCAGUUGUCAGAGUAGCUACACCCUGAGCUCCGUCAGGCCUCUAAAAGUGGAAAGUGCAGAUCACAAAUUGCACCUGUUUGAGAAUGCAGCAUUUGAAGGAAGAAAGAUGGAGAUUGUUGACGAUGACGUACCCAGUCUUUGGGCUCAUGGUUUCCAAGACCGUGUGGCUAGUGCAAAAGUUAUUUCUGGAACGUGGGUGGGAUACACGUAUCCGGGCUACAGAGGGCGCCAGUACAUGUUUGAACAUGGAGACUUCAAGCACUGGAACGCUUGGGGAGCCACUGCACCUCAGAUCCAGUCCGUCCGACGUGUGCGGGACAUGCAGUGGCAUAAGAGAGGGUGCUAUAUUCCUUCCCCAGCCCCUGCCCCAGCACCUGCCCCUGGUCCUGGUCCAGGUCCUGCCCCUGCCCCUGGUCCUGGUCCUUCCCCUGCACCGCCCAAGCCCAACCCCAAGCCCAACCCCAACCCCAAUCCUAAUCCUGAACCUACUCCCAAAUCCCAAACUAAACCCCAGCCUUAACAGCAAAUCCCUGACAACACCCACGCUGACUGGGGAAAGCUGAAUGCAGCUGGCCAAUACCCAGUUUCUCCUCCAUGCUCCUUUUUAGGCGAGGCUUCCUGGCCAUGCAGUUUUGAAAAACUGGAACUGGCAAUAUUGAAACGUGUAUCUCUGAUGGAAAUAAAGGCUUUGGCCCUGA